This is a messenger RNA of Mytilinidion resinicola, 1126 nucleotides long. RefSeq lists its product as uncharacterized. The transcript has 2 exons. Gene Ontology annotation, cellular component: mitochondrial inner membrane. Gene Ontology annotation, biological process: mitochondrial proton-transporting ATP synthase complex assembly. The record is from RefSeq and is a predicted model, not a curated record. The coding region runs from base 16 to 1005 and encodes 329 amino acids. NCBI's taxonomy places the organism in Eukaryota, Fungi, Ascomycota, Dothideomycetes, Mytilinidiales, Mytilinidiaceae.
AUAUCCCACAUCACGAUGUUAAGACCUUCCUUCCUUCUAGCAUUUCGAUCUCUAGCCCUCGAGACACCGCGACCAUGCAUCCGCUGCGCAUUCCAUCCCCACCGCGCCGCCCCACGCGUCACAUCCAACCUCCGACUCUUUUCCUCACGCCCACGGCUACAAACCUCAGAAGAGAGCUCCCAAGAUGACGACGGCUUCGUCCCCCGCGCCCUCGGCCGCCCAAUCGGCUUCCACUACCCUCCCCGCCCAGGCGAAAACACCGGCUACGACAGCCGCAACCUACGGCAGCGCAAAAAGGACUUCACAAACUACGACCGCCAUAUCGAGAAGCGCAAGCAAUUAACCGCGAAAAUAGCCAAGCCCUACUUCCGCGACUUCACCAUGACAAAGUAUCGCGAGGGCAAAUCCUUCCUCGCGAACCCCAAGAUUUUCAAAAGCUCUGCGGCGCUCUACUUCCCGAACCUGCACGGCAAAACCCUGGCGUCUGCCUCGCCAACCGAUACGACGCCGGUGCUGAAGGGGAAGGUGUCGAUUGUCAGUGUGUGGUCGAGCUUGUGGGGGGAGAACCAGGUGAAGACGUUUACCGGGGUGGACCAAAAUCCGGGGUUGCAGGAGUUCUUGAAAAAGAAUAAGGAGCAGGCUCAGAGGGUCGAUGUGCAUAUCGAGGAGAAUCUCGCGAAGGCGUGGUUGGUGAGCUUGUUCCAAAAUCGAUUGAGGAAGCAGCGGGCGGAGGAGGAUUGGGGGAAGUAUUUCAUUGUGAGGAAGGGCAUUGAUGAGUCGAUAAGGGAGACUAUUGGGAUAUUGAACGGGAGGGUGGGGUAUGUGUAUCUUCUGGAUGAAGAGUGUAAGAUCCGUUGGGCGGCGAGUGGGAAUGCCGAGGAGGGGGAGCCGGAGACUAUGAUGAAGGGGCUUCAGAAGCUGGUGGAUAGCGUCCCAGUGCUAAAUGGCGGGGCGUCAAAAGUGGAUGGGAAGGUGAAGGCUGUAGCUGCAACUGCUGCAGUAUAGAGGCUGCUGUGUAUUUGUCCAUUCAAGCUGGCCAAUGUAAGAAGAAAUGUAAUAGUACAAUUUGAACGAUGCUGCUUCAACAGUUGCGCAUGUCCUGCACCAUGCAAACCCAACAAAUGUG